AUGGCCAAUAAAUAAAACCAAUCUACUCAAAGGUAAAGUGAAAACUAAAAACAGAAUGGAUUCUUCUAAAAACGGCAAUUUUCAUAAUCAAAUCUUCAUCGAAGAAAUCCAUCAGACUAGUAUCAAGACUAAAAGGGAAGUGCAUUCAAGGGUGAUGAGAGAGCAACUGGCUUUUAGACGACAAGAGGAUUUUUAAGAAGUGGGGGAAAUACUGGGAACAAUAAUUUCUUCAAUAGUUAGUUUACCACUAUGAAUAACAUUAACGUAAACCUAAACUUCCAAGAUCAAAAUAUGAGAAGUCAGGGUCAGAUAUCAAAUCCAGAUAUAAUUAAGCUAAGAGAGUAAGUUUCAAAUAAUCUGAAGGACCUUGAACUCAAGAAAUUAGCUCUAUCUCAUUAGAAAAAAUUCUAAGAGGUUAUGAAUAUCAACUUUAGACAAUAUUUCUGCUAGAAAAAGGGCUUUCCUAAGGUAUUCGAAGAAAUUAACAGUGUGAAUGUUCUCUCAAGUGAGUUGACUAGGACUCUAAGUUGCUAUAAAUACGAGCUUUCUUAGAUACUAUAAGACAUAACUGUAUCAUUCAACUAGAUCUUUGAAAAUCUAUUGGAGCAAUGCUACCUAAACGAUAAAGACACUCAAACUAUAGUCGAGAAUAAGAUAAAGGAAAAUGCUUUGAAUGAAAGAGAAUUUGAAAAAUAAAAACUCCAAUUUUAAGAAAAGAUUUUCCACCUUAAGUUAAAGAUAAAGGCUAAAGAUCUUGAGAUCAAGUUUGUUAAGGAAACUUCUUAGAUGUAUGAAGAUGAAGUGGCUGCGCUGAGAGAUAUUAUCAAAUCAGAAGUUAUGAAUGCAGAAAUUUAACAGAUUAAAAAGCGAAGUGGUGGCAACAAGUAAGAGGAAGAGGAUAAAGAGGAAAGGAAUAAGGUCUUUAAAAGUAUUUCUGAUAAUCCUAUGUUUUCAAGUAACCUUACUGAUCUUUAGAACAUUAUGAAUGAAAUGGAAACAGAGCAAUUAAAUAAAGAAUCUAUACUCAAGGAUAUGGAGAAGUUUCAAAAAGCCAUCCUAAGAGCAAAUAAGAUCAAUGCCUCUACCUAAGUUGAUGAAGGAGAGCUCUUUUGGAAGCCUUAAAACUUCUUAGGUGGACCUAACAGUGGAGGUAUAGUUGGAGGUACCCAAACUAGAGCAGUAUCAGACGGGACUUUGACUUAGAUAAAAUUCAAAGAUUAAUAUCAAUUCUAAGUUCCUACUUAAAACAUUAAUCUAAAUUCUAACAUGGUCAAAUUGAAGAAAGAUGAUUAAGAGUUCUCUAAUAAAAUAGGUCUAGACUUGGGCAGGGAAAGUACUGUAAGUAAAGAUGGUGUAUUUGACAUAGCUAAGGUCAAGACUAUGGCUUAGGAUCUAGCUGAUAAUUGGAAUAUACCUACAUACAUUAUUGCCUUCAUCUCUAAUUCUUUGGAUCAAAAUUAAGCUGGCAGAGUAUUACCGUGGGUAUUCUUCAGGAAGUAGAUAUAUGAGAUCUACGAUGAAAGAAUUAAAUUUGCUUCUGAGAUACAAGGGUUUAUCAAUUCAAAUUACAUAGCUUUAGAAGAAUUUUUACUGCUUUACUUCCUUAAGAAAUACUAACUGAGAAGACUCGCUGAAAUAAAGGUUAUAGAAUUCAUAAGUAGUUUAAAAUACUAUAUGAAGAUCUGGCCCAGAGCUAAAGUAUUCGCUAAUUUGGCAGGAAUGCUGCAAUUGGGAGAUUCAAUGAGUACAGAUGCAAGUAAUCACUCAUCAGAUAUAUAUUUGCAAGAGUUCUUUUACUUCUGCUAUUCUUAAUAUAUGAGACUUAAGGAUUAACCAAAUAUGUCUGGUGCGUUAUCGUAGAAUGGUGCAUUAGUUGAUUAUAAUGAUGAGUCAACUUAUGUGAGUGCUGAGAGAGAGCCCCUCAUUACUAGACUUACUUUAUUCUGGAUGAACUAAAGUGAGAUAGCAAAAUGGAAUCAUAAACUGAAGAGAUAUGUGAAGAAAAUACCAGAUAAUAUGGGAAAUGAAAUAGAAUAGUUAGAUUUAGACGUAUUACUAAGUUUGUACAUAGAGGAAUUUAUAGCUAGAAAGAAAAAAAAUCAAAAGACUUUGACAAAGUUGUUUGUCAAGUAAUUCUAAGAGCAGGAUGGUAUAUUCUCAUUUGAUGAGAUAAAGUCAAUAUGCAGAGCAGUUCAACCUGAUGAGUCUAUAUCCCCUCUAAUUACUUAUCCAUAAGAAAUAUGCUUCUCAAGGACAUACUUAUUUGCAUUAACCAGUGGAACUAACUCUUUUGAGAUCACAUCUAAAGACUUCUUGGAGUCUGCUUAUAGAAACGGUAUAGACAAUCCUUACCCAAUCAUAUAAAAACGUAUUAAUCUCUACGGAAAUGACAUUGAUCUUGAAAUGCUUUUACAAGAACUGACUCAAUCAGAGGGAUCUCUGUCUUAGUUCUAAAACUAGCAUCUUCCAUCUACUUUUGGAAGUGGCACUGGCUCAAAUGGCAACAGAUCAUAGAUGAAUCGUAGAAACUACAAGGACCCAAGUGGACUAUCAUUUGGCAUGAAUGCUCCUGGCUCAUCAAGGACCAACGCUGAUCUCAGGUAGCUUUCGAAUAACAGAUCGACUACCGGCUUUAAGGGAGAAGCCAACAUCUUCAACUAAAAGAGUGCCUUCGAUUAGAAUAGAACCUCACCAUAAAAAGGUAAACAAGCCCUGGAGACUAAGCUAGUCAUUCCAUCAUUCAAUUCAUCUACUGCACUAUUUGCUCAGCACUUCUCAAUACUCAGAGAGCUUAAGAAAAAUAUUGAGGAACUCAAGAAAAAGAAGGAGUCUAACGAGAACAUUAAGGAGCAAAAUGUAGUCAUGGAUAAGAUCAUUAAUCAUCUGGAUAGUGCUUGUCAGUUCCUUAACUUUCCUGUUCAGAUGUGA
Messenger RNA from Stylonychia lemnae, 2928 nucleotides. NCBI's taxonomy places the organism in Eukaryota, Ciliophora, Spirotrichea, Sporadotrichida, Oxytrichidae. The record is from the annotation of a GenBank genome assembly.